AUGAAAAAACUUCAUGUUGACAAAUAUAUCAAGCUAAUCAAUUUUUUAAAUAAAAAACAAAAAUGUGUUUCUCUUAAUUUCGGCAAUGUAAUAAAUGGAACAACAAAUAACGUAAUAAAUGGCGGAAAGUGUGGCGAAAAAUGUGGCCAAAAAAAUGACGGAAUAAAUGACGGAAUAAAUGGCGAAAAAAAUGGCGAAAAAAAUAAUACUUUUUUUUCAAAUGGGCAACAAGGAAGAAAGCAUACUUCUUUAUUAUUAGACCGGAAAUACAAAAAUAACGAUUUGGUGAUUAAAAUAAAUUACAAAAAGCAAGAAGAUGUGGCAAGGUUAAAUAAUAACGUAGAAGAGACCGAAUUAAAACUUAAAAAAGCUACUAUGCUUAUGAAUCCUAGUGGUCAAAUUGAUUCCGAGGUUUCCAAAAAUGGAAAAAAACAAAGAAGUGGUUUUGGAAAAUACAAACCAAUGCACACAAAUAAUAACACUGGCAGUUACACAAAUAAAAUACAAAAAAACAAAGUUGACAUAUUUAAUAAUUUGGGAAAUAUAAAAAAAUCACAAAAUUAUGAAUAUUUCGCAAGUAAUGGUAUGAACAAAAAUAAUUCUGAAGAAAUUCCAAAAACAGAAAAAAUAAUAAAUUGCAUAAAUAAAGAAAUUGAUGAAAAUAAAAUAAAAUCAAAUAUUUUAAAUGGAAAUAAUAAUAAAUAUAAUGAAACAAAUUGUGAAGAGUUUGAAACUUGUGCUAAAGUAAAAAUUACCAAAGAAAAUAUUAUAAAUGUGAGUGAAAUAAAAAAAAAUGAACAUGACAAAAGUGAAAAUAGUCUGAAAAAUGAAGAUGGCUUUAAAAAUGAAGAUGGCUUUAAAAAUGAAGACAGUUUCAAAAAUGAAGACAGUUUCAAAAAUGAAGACAGUUUUAAAAAUGGGGAAAGUGAAAAAAGAAAAAAAAAAAAUAAUAAUAAAUGUUUAUAUCCCCAUGAGAUAGUAGAAUAUUUAAAUAAAUAUAUAAUAGGUCAAUCUGAAGCAAAAAAAGUUGUAGCAAAUGCAUUAAGACAAAGAUGGAGACGAACCCAACUUGAUGAAGAUAUGAAAAAAGAUGUAAUUCCUAAAAACAUAUUAAUGAUAGGACCAACAGGUGUAGGAAAAACCGAAAUUGCUAGAAGAAUAUCUAUGUUUAUAGAUGCACCAUUUAUUAAAGUAGAAGCAACUAAAUUUACAGAAGUAGGGUUUCAUGGAAAAGAUGUAGAUCAAAUAAUUAAAGAUCUAGUCGAAAUUGCAGUAAAAAAACAAAAAAGUAAAAUGGAAAAUGAAAUAAAAGAACAAGCAGAAGAAACUGUAGAUAAUAUAAUAUUAUAUUCUCUUUUAGGAAAUAGUGUAAAAUGUGAAGAAAAAGAAAUUUGGAAAAAAUAUUUAAAAGAAGGAUUAUUAGAUGAUAAAAUUAUAAAUAUAGAUAUACCAAGUUAUAUAAAUAAUAAUAAUAAUAUAUUUACAAAUGAUUCUGUUGAAAAUGCUGUAAAAGAAGCAUUAAGUAAUCAUCAAAAUAUAAAAAGUGUUAAAAUAAUACAUCAAAAUAUGAACAAACAAAAUGAUAAAAAAACAAUGACAAUAAAAGAAGCAAAACAAAAAUUAUUACAAAUAGAAAUAGAUUCAUCUAUUAAUCAAGAUGUGAUUCUAAAAACAGCAAUCAAUUCUGUUGAAGAAGAAGGAAUUGUAUUUAUUGAUGAAAUUGAUAAAAUAUGUUCAAAAUCUUCAUCAUCUUAUAAUGGGCCAGAUGCAAGUGCUGAAGGAGUUCAACGAGAUCUUUUACCUCUAAUUGAAGGAUGUGUUAUAAACACAAAAUAUGGAAAUAUAAAUACAAAUUAUAUUUUAUUUAUUGCAUCAGGAGCUUUUCAAAGAGUUAAACCAAAUGAUAUGUUAAAUGAAUUACAGGGUAGAUUACCUGUACAUGUAAAUUUAUCAAGUUUAUCUAUUCAAGAUUUUAUAGAGAUAUUAACUAAAACACAUAAUAAUUUAUUAAAACAAAAUAUAGCUUUAUUAAAAACAGAAGGCAUUGAUCUUCAUUUUACAGAUGAUGCAAUUGAAUCUAUUGCAAAUGCUGCACAUGAUAUGAAUGUAUAUAUUGAAAAUAUCGGCGUUCGAAGAUUACACACAAUUAUUGAAAAAAUUAUGGAAGAAAUAAAUUAUGAUGUUCAUAAAAAUGCUAAUAAGUCAAUAGUUAUUGAUAAAGAGGUUGUCAAAAAAUCUUUAGAAGGUUUUAUCAAACAGUUUGACUUGAAGAAAUACAUAAUUUAG
Messenger RNA from Plasmodium yoelii, 2286 nucleotides. RefSeq names its product heat shock protein ATPase subunit HslU. The coding region runs from base 1 to 2286 and encodes 761 amino acids. Lineage: Eukaryota; Apicomplexa; Aconoidasida; Haemosporida; Plasmodiidae. Gene Ontology annotation, molecular function: ATP binding; ATP hydrolysis activity; peptidase activity. The record is from RefSeq and is a predicted model, not a curated record. Gene Ontology annotation, cellular component: HslUV protease complex. The transcript has a single exon.